This is a messenger RNA of Phytomonas sp. EM1, 1258 nucleotides long. Lineage: Eukaryota; Euglenozoa; Kinetoplastea; Trypanosomatida; Trypanosomatidae. The record is from the annotation of a GenBank genome assembly.
GAGUAUUUGACGCUUAGUAGCGUUACACAUUCCGUUAUCAUCAGUCGUUGAAUCAUCAUGAAAGAGACGCGAAUACGUUGCUAUUACGAAGUUUUAGAAGUCGAAAAAAAAGCAUCUAGCGAAGAAAUACGCAGUGCUUACAAAAAAAAGUCGUUGCAGUAUCAUCCAGACAAGAAUUAUGAGAAUCAAGAAGAGUCCGCUGCUAGGUUUAAGGAGGUUCUAAACGCCUAUUCCAUUCUCAGUGACCCCGAUGAACGGGCUUGGUACGAUUCUCAUCGUGAUGCUAUCCUUCGAGGGGGUGAUGAUUGCAACUCAGAUGGAUUGAAUCUCUAUGAGUACUUCACCAAUAGCUGCUUUGAUGGUUUUGAUGACAGCGAUAGUGGGUUCUACACUGUCUACUGUAAUGUAUUCGAUACUCUUAUUGAGGAGGAAAGUGACUACGACAAACAAGCAAAAGUGUGGCCCAGGUUUGGAAACAGCAAGUGUGAGUGGAAUGAGGUUCAGAGUUUUUACUCUCAUUGGAGAAACUUUAGUACAUUCAAAGAUUUUGCAUGGAAGGACGAGUACAAAAUCAAUGAGAUGAAGGAUCGAUACUCCCGAAGAAUGGCAGAAAGAAUCAAUCAAAAGGUACGUUCUUCAGCUAGAAAAGAGUAUGUACAAACUGUCCAGGGCCUGGCGAAUUUUCUCUAUCGAAGAGACCCACGUGUGAAGUCUCAGCUUGAUAAGCAGCGAGAGGAGGAAAGGAAGAGACAGGAAGAGUUGUCACAAAGGGAUAUGGACCGCCAAAUACGUAGAAGCGAAGCUAUAAAAAAAAUUUGGGCUGAAGCGGCUGAGAAGGAAGCGCGCGAGGAUGCAGAACGUGAGGCCAAUGGUGAGACCAUGGAUGGUUCUACAUUAGAGCUUUUAUAUGAAAAGGCACGUCUAACGAAGGAUAUUUUAAAAGGUAAGGCAGAUCCCGGGUUGAUGGCAGGCUUUGCAAUGUUGGAGGGUGAUAAUGACAGCCCCCGGCAUGCCUAUAAUUGUCCUGCAUGCAAAAAGCAGUUUAAAGAUGAAAAGCAAUACAAAGAGCAUAUUAACAGUAGUAAGCAUAGGACUAAAGUAAAGCAGCUUACCUCUAAGGGUAUAGACGUGACUGAGCUGAUGGGGGAGAAAAAAAAUCUAGACACGUCCGACAGUCCGUAAUGUUUUUCAACAAAUAAGUCAUAAUUCAAAGGUAAUACUCUUCCUACAAAAUAUGUUAAGGCGUAUCAUACUGCCG